This is a messenger RNA of Lycium barbarum (goji berry), 737 nucleotides long. RefSeq lists its product as uncharacterized. The transcript is spliced from 4 exons. The record is from RefSeq and is a predicted model, not a curated record. Lineage: Eukaryota; Viridiplantae; Streptophyta; Magnoliopsida; Solanales; Solanaceae. The coding region runs from base 216 to 737 and encodes 173 amino acids.
GCUCUAUAAUAUUGGCUUUUCGUUUCUACUCGCUGUCAAUAUUGAUUCACACUUCUUCUCUAUUAACAGAUGAAUUAAUGGCGGCUGAAAGUAAUUUUAUUAGCGAAAUUAACACCAAGCCGAUGAAUUGGAGGUUAAAGGUUCGUAUUGUCAGGCUUUGAGAAAAACAAGUUCACAACAAACCUGAUAGUCCUUUUUCAACUGAGCUUAUUCUGAUGGAUGAAAAGGGAGGCCGCAUUCACGCAAGUGUUGGCAGGAAUAUUAUUCAAAGUUUGAAAACGAUGAACCAAGAACUCAAGGAAUUGGGUUUGUACAUCGUGAAGAAUUUCAUGGUUUGUCCAAAUAAGGAGAAACUGAGGACCAAAGACCACAAGUGUAAGUUGAUUUUCACGCAGAAGACCAUUGUUGAGGACAUACAGGAUCCAUAUUUCAACAUGUGUAUCUUCAAAUUCAGACCCUAUGAGCAGUUGUCUAAUCCACAAGAAUUUGACGACACCGAACUAUUCGAUGUUAUCGGCGAAAUUGUGAGUUAUGGGGACGUACAAUCUGUCAACCAAGUUGGUAACGUCUGUAUGUUCAUGAACGUUGAGCUGCAGGAUUAUAAGAGCAACAACAUAUCUGCAAUAUUUUGGGGCGACUUUGUGGAACAAAUCAAGCCACAUUUGAUUGAAUCGAAUGAUAAGCUUGUUGUCGUCGUCAUGCAGUUGGUUAGAGCACAUCGAUUUCGAGGUUAUUAA